Kwoniella mangroviensis CBS 8507 is the source of this 2130-nucleotide messenger RNA. RefSeq lists its product as uncharacterized. NCBI's taxonomy places the organism in Eukaryota, Fungi, Basidiomycota, Tremellomycetes, Tremellales, Cryptococcaceae. The transcript has 4 exons. Bases 1 to 2130 code for a protein of 709 amino acids. The record is from RefSeq and is a predicted model, not a curated record.
AUGGUUUCGAUCACGGGUGAUAGUGAGACUGGUUCAACUGUUCUAUCAUCACGACAUCAACAACAACACCAGGCGGCCUCGUCUCAAUCGCAAUUCUCGUCUCAGAUCGGUACGAGCAGUUCCUUGAUAUUUCGACCUGAACCGGAAUCGCGACCAACCGAUGUAUCGCCAACAUGUUCAACUUUACCUAGAGUGUUAGAACCUCUGCAAAUCCCUCAACCUUCUUUACCUACUGAAAUCUCUCCUACCACACCUCAUUCAUCAUCAUCCACACAGACCAUCAACCCUAGUAGUAGUAGCUCAAAUAGCGGUAGAAGAGGUUCAUUGGCAAUUUGGAAAAUUCCCCAAAUCCCAGAAUCGUCGACCUCGUCAAAAACCAAGUUAGAUAAUAAAAACACCAGCGGAUCCAACACACCAUCCGGCGAAAUUCACAAAAGUCAGGAUAAGAAAUCCAAUAUGAGACCUUCAUCAUCAGGUUCAAGGAAGGGUAAAGAAGUUUUAGAAAUGAUCACUCUACCUAUAACGGAUGCUUCGGCUCCUCUUGGGGCCAAGCAGAUUUUAAGUACGGCGGAAGAGCGAAGUAAGGAGGAUAUGGCCAUGGCUAAAUGGAGGAAAUGGGUAGUCGAGCAACCCAUUCCAACCGUCCCCGUCGAUCAUUCACCUAUUCAAUCCCGUCGUUCAAGUCCCGGAACAACCACAACUCCAGCACUGAAUACCACUGCCUCACCACGUUUAAGUUCCCUCUCUUCACCUCGGAACGGCAUGUCGUCUCGACAGUUCUCACCCGCCGGAUCACCUUUGGAACCCGUCGGAUCUGGUGGAUCAGCCGGCUCGUCCUCGUCCUCGCCCGGAGGUAGACAUUCCAACUUCUCCCCUCGAGCCAAAUCCAUGCGACUGGGAUCAGGCUCAGCCUCAGGUGAUUACAUCGAAGUGUUCAAUACCGAAUCUAUGAUGGCUCUCAGAGAUGUCGAAUUAGCUAUAGACGAGGAGGUACUGGAAAGGCACGAAAGGAUGAAAUCUCCUCAUGUAAUACAGAACAGAAGAAUGUCAACUCAACCCCGCAUUUCAGAAUUACCAAAUCCUUUCGCGGAUAUUGCUCAGAGAUUAGGAUCAAGGAGAGUCAGACCGAUAGUCCUGGAAUUGAUUCAGGCUCUGGGGCAUUACCUCGAUGCCGUAUGGUGUAUAACUUAUCCCGAUAGACCUUGUCCAUGGAUACUAGGUGUGGAUGAAAGUCCCAUUCCACCCUCGGUAAGAAGGAUGACAAUUGCCCAUCAAAAUCACGAACAAUCACAGAGUAAAUUGCAGGAUCCUCAACUGACUUGGAAAUCACCUAUGAUCACUGCUGUACAAGAAGGAAAGAAGACCGGUCAUGUGAUUGUACCGCCAACCGUGAAAGACGUCAAGUUUUGGGGAGACGAAGUGACUUUUGCGAUAAGGGAUGUGGAUGAGGUUGUGGGGAUAUAUAAAGGUGUAGGAUGGGCUUUUGGAGCUGCGAUGAGAGAUGGAGUGUAUGGGAUCGUAUCGGCCGAUAACGUAUUGGGUAUGAAGGGUGAAGGUGGUGGUAUGGCAAGGUUGCUGAAUGAUCUGGAAGAAGCUAUAUGGGGUGAUGCUCAACCUCGACCUACAGAUUUGUCAUAUGAUCUACCAAUCGAUUUCGACCCAUAUGCCGAACCGGACGAUCAAGAACUGUUGAUGGCAGUGACCUCGCCUCGUCACGCCGCUGCUGAAGGUGCAUCGUCUAACACGAGAUCAGCAUUGACUGAUUUCUUUGGCGAAUCCCGCUCGAGCUCAAGGGAAUCAGGAGUUAACGCGAAUGCUCCGUUACCAAUCAUGGAAGAAGAGAUUGAUGCUUUACCUGAUUUGGUACAACCCGAUGAUCAAUUGGAAGAGGAAGAAGAGAGUGAUAAUGAUAAUAAGUCAGAUACGCUCAUCAAAUCACCAAAUUUAUCAUCAUCGGCAUCAGCUGCAAAGAGAUCGAAGUAUAAACAUAAUACUAGAUCGAACUCGACGUUGAUCAUACCUGGUAUAACCGAUUUCGAAGGUUCUGAAGAUUUGUCUUUAGAGGAAUUGGGUAAGAGGAGACAUAGGGAAUGGUUGGAGAAUCAGAGGAUGGGUGGAGAUGCUUGGUGA